GGGAGGGCGCGCGGCGGGCGGGCGGCGCGGCCAUGGCGGCCGGCGCGGCGCAGGGGCUCGGCGAGGGCGGCGGCGGCCGCGGGUUCCUGGGCCCGCGUGUGCCGGCCGAGGUGGAGGCCAUGGCCAGGGGCGUGCAGGACGUGGGCAAGGAGACCUUCCGGCGGCUCCUCAAAGUCACUGUUAAUGCCUUGGAAGGAAAAGACUGCAAGGAAUCUGUCAGGCUGAUUGCAGAAAGUGCUAACCUCUCAGAAGAGCAACUUGCUUUCCUCAUUUCUGGCAUGUACACCCUCCUCCGAGAAGCACUGAGACUCCCCUUAUCAACUUUCAAACAAGAAGUUUUUAAAGAAGACCUGAAGGAGCUCAGAAUACCAGAAGAUUUCAUUGUGGACUUUUCCAGUGUAGUCUUUGGUAACAGGCGUCCCACUUCGGAAGGCACAGCUCUGAUACAAAGAAGUCGGCUGCCAAGCAUCCAGGACUUCAAGUGGAGAGUGGAUGUAGCUAUAUCCACAAGUUCACUGGCCCGUGCACUCCAGCCAUCCAUUCUGAUGAUGAUGAAGCUUUCAGAUGGGACAGCUCAUCGCUUUGAAGUGCCAGUUGCAAAGUUUCAAGAACUGAGAUACAAUGUUGCCCUUAUACUGAAGGAAAUGAAUGAUUUGGAGAAGAGGAGUAUACUGAAGAUCCAAGACUGAACACUUUUAAAUUGGGAGUUUAUGGAAGAGAUCUGAAACCCUCAGCAUGUUUUGUGAAUGCAAAACAGGGGACCAUCACCACUUUGCCUCUAUGAACUUCAAUGUGGUAUUUAUGAUGUCUGCUGUAAAUAUUUUUUCUCAAUUCAAGUGUUUAAAAGCACAGGCUCUUUUUGUAAGACUUAGAAAGAACAAAACAUUUAUCUAAGAAAAAAUAUAAUGCUCUUUGUGAACAUUUUUGCAUGAUUCAUCAAAACAUUUUUUUAAAUAACUGUCUUAAUAGAUGUAAGAGUCAUUUAUUUCUGAUUAUGAUUCAUAACUAAUUUUUUGAAAGUGUGCUACCGGAAGCCCUAUCAAUGUGUAUGUAUCAUAAGAAAGCUCUGCAUUAUUUCAAAUAAAAAUAAAAUAAC
This is a messenger RNA of Passer domesticus (house sparrow), 1096 nucleotides long. RefSeq names its product COMM domain containing 5 (gene COMMD5). Bases 33 to 689 code for a protein of 218 amino acids. The transcript is spliced from 7 exons. Gene Ontology annotation, cellular component: nucleus. NCBI's taxonomy places the organism in Eukaryota, Metazoa, Chordata, Aves, Passeriformes, Passeridae. The record is from RefSeq and is a predicted model, not a curated record.